AUGAUAAGCUUCAGCGCGAUGCUACUGCAGUUGGUGGCCAUAAAUUUUGUACACGCUCAUGACACAGGGAAACCAUUUGUGACCGUCGUGAGAACCGAUGGCUUUGGGGCACAGUUGCAAGAAAGGAUCACAUGUCUUGUCAAGAGUAGGGUAAUUCCAGGAGUUUCAUAUGUACAUACGCCAAUGAAAAAUUUGGACCACUUAAGGUCCGCAUCCUGGCGAGUUUUCCAAGACCUGGAAGAUUUUGUCAACCUUGGGGAAGGUGAGCUACGGCCAGAGGAUGUACCGGCAGAUCAAAUCGAGAUCCUAGAAGGUUGUGCAGGUUUUGUGAAUGCCAACAUUGGUUUGCUUGAGUUGUUCAAGGGAGAGCUGUGUUUGAAGCAACAAAGCAACAAGGAAUGUCCACAGCAGCGCAUUCAACAUUUCCACCUUGACAGGGGCAAUCCUCGAAAGCUUAGUGUACAUGUGCAUGUCAGACGAGGAGAUGUUCAGAGGGACAACAAAGAUAAAUGGUUGGAGAUGUCUCACCAUCUGAAAACUGUGCAAAAGGUGUCAGAAGCUGCAAAAUUGGUUGACCUGUCUGCCGAAAUUCAUGUUCACUCUCAAGGAAAUACCUCAGAGUUUACUCAACUUGCGGAAAAGUACGAAGCAGCGCUGCAUCUUGACGUAGAAAUGCUGGCCUCUUGGAAGGCCAUGACAGAGGCUGACGUGCUGAUCAUGAGCCGCAGUUCAUUUUCGUACACAGCUGCAUUGUACAACCAAGCGGGUAUCAUCAUUUACAGUGAUAUGCGGCCUUCUGAGCCUCUUCCCAGCUGGCUUGAAGACUCGGCAUCAGUCAAUGCUAUUGCAAUGCGAUUGCAGCACUUUAAGGUUCUCAGGCGUCUAGGAAGUCUAACAUAG
Messenger RNA from Coccomyxa subellipsoidea C-169, 900 nucleotides. RefSeq lists its product as hypothetical. NCBI's taxonomy places the organism in Eukaryota, Viridiplantae, Chlorophyta, Trebouxiophyceae, Coccomyxaceae. The record is from RefSeq and is a predicted model, not a curated record. Bases 1 to 900 code for a protein of 299 amino acids. The transcript has a single exon.